Molecule: messenger RNA, 2397 nt
Organism: Eruca vesicaria subsp. sativa (arugula)
Lineage: Eukaryota; Viridiplantae; Streptophyta; Magnoliopsida; Brassicales; Brassicaceae
Source: the annotation of a GenBank genome assembly
AAAAAUUUUCCGGAGAUCGAUACUACCCCAAAUCUGCACCUCCUCUCAUCUUCAUCUUCAUCUUCGUCUUAGUCUUCCUUAUUUAUAACCUUAAAUCUAUCUACAGUUUUUUGUGUCUCUCUCUCUAUAUACGUCUCCAAGUGUGGUUCACAGCUUAAAAAAGUUUCAUCAUUUCAAUCACCCUUGUUGAGAAAUUUCUUAAGGAGAUCUGAAAGGCUUGUUUUUCUUGGGAUCGAUUCCAUCAUCAUCAUCAUAGUCCGAUCAUCGUUAUCUUCUAAACGUUUCGGGUUUAGGUAAACGGGUUUAUUAAAAGAAAACGAUUUUCUUACUCUUUUGUAUGGAGUAAGAAUGCCAGAGUUAAGAAAUGGAUCACGUAGAUUGAGACAACCUAGACCUCAGGUGAUUGAUCAAGCAGAAAAUAUUGACCUUCCUCCUCAGACUCCAACGAGGAGAAGAGGUGGUGGUAGAGGAAGAGGAACAGCUGCAGCUUUAACCAAAGCCGCUGCACCUCCUAGACCGACCGGUGCUGCCGGUAGGGGUCGAGGCAUCAGGUUAAUAGAUUUAGAAGCAGAGCCUAUAGGUGAACCUGCUUUUAAUCAAGCCGAAAGGGUAGCUGCCAUGGAAGGUGGUAGUCCAGAUAAGAUAGUUGGUGUGGAAGAAGAUCCAAGCACAGCUCCAGUCCCUGAAAGGGUACAAGUUGGAAACUCUCCUGUUUAUAAGACUGAGAGGAAACUCGGUAAAGGAGGGUUUGGUCAAGUUUUUGUUGGUAGAAGGGUGAGUGGUGGCAGCGAUAGGAUUGGUCCAGAUGCAGUUGAGGUGGCUAUAAAAUUUGAACAUCAAAAUAGCAAAGGAUGCAGUCUUGGUCCACCUUACGAGUGGAAAGUGUACACUGAACUCAACGGUUGCUAUGGAGUUCCUGCGGUACAUCAUAAGGGCUGCCAAGGAGAUUUUUACAUCCUUGUCAUGGACAUGCUUGGUCCGAGUCUCUGGGAUGUUUGGAAUUCUUCAGGGCAAUCGAUGUCACCAAACAUGGUAGCAUGCAUUGCAGUUGAGUCCAUAUCUAUUCUUGAGAAACUUCAUAUGAAAGGGUUUGUCCAUGGAGAUGUGAAGCCUGAAAACUUUUUACUCGGUCAACCAGGAACAGCAGAUGAGAAAAAACUCUACCUUAUCGAUCUUGGUCUAGCAUCAAAAUGGAAACACUCAGACCAUCAUGUUGAAUAUGAUCAAAGACCUGAUGUGUUCAGAGGGACUGUAAGGUAUGCAAGUGUUCAUGCACAUCUAGGUCGUACUGGAAGUCGAAGAGAUGAUCUAGAGUCAUUGGCUUAUACUCUAAUUUUCUUAUUGAAGGGAAGAUUGCCAUGGCAAGGUUACCAGGGUGAUAACAAGAGCUUUCUUGUUUGCAAGAAAAAGAUGUCAACUUCUCCUGAGUUGAUGUGCUGCUUCUGUCCACCACCGUUUAAGCUAUUCCUUGAGGCAGUUACUAAUUUGAAGUUUGACGAGGAGCCCAACUAUGCAAAGCUUAUUUCGCUUUUCGAUGGUCUAAUUGAGCCAUGCGCUUUAUCUAGACCUCUUAGAAUCGAUGGGGCUCUUAAGGUUGGACAAAAGCGAGGAAGACUGCUUCUUAAUUUGGAAGAGGAUGAACAACCGAAGAAGAAAAUCAGAAUAGGCACUCCAGCCACUCAAUGGAUUUCAUGUUAUAAUGCUCGUCGUCCCAUGAAACAGAGAUAUCACUACAAUGUUGCAGAGACAAGACUGCAUCAGCAUGUACAGAAGGGUAAUGAAGAUGGUCUUUUGAUUAGCUGUGUAGCAUCAGCAGCGAAUCUCUGGGCUCUUAUUAUGGAUGCUGGAACUGGAUUUACCUCUCAAGUUUAUGAAUUGUCAAAGGUCUUCCUUCACAAGGAGUGGAUUAUGGAACAAUGGGAAAAGAACUAUUAUAUAAGUUCCAUAGCUGGUGCAGAUAACGGGAGCUCCUUGGUUGUUAUGUCAAAAGGAACUUCUUAUACUCAACAGUCAUACAAAGUCAGCGACACAUUUCCAUUCAAGUGGAUAAAUAAGAAAUGGAAAGAAGAUUUUCAUGUAACAUCCAUGACAACUGCUGGUAAUCGUUGGGGUGUGGUAAUGUCGAGGAACGCUGGCUUCUCUGAUCAGGUGGUGGAGCUUGACUUUUUGUACCCAAGCGAUGGAAUACAUAGGAGGUGGGAGAGUGGUUAUAGAAUAACAUCAAUGGCAGCAACUGCAGAUCAAGCAGCUUUCAUAUUAAGCAUGCCAAAACGUAAAAUGAUGGAUGAAACUCAAGAGACUCUUCGCACCACCGCCUUUCCUAGUACUCAUGUCAAGGAAAAAUGGGCGAAAAAUCUGUACAUUGCAUCAGUAUGCUAUGGGAGGACAGUGUGCUGA